Messenger RNA from Aspergillus terreus NIH2624, 747 nucleotides. RefSeq names its product putative exosome complex subunit Rrp46. Bases 1 to 747 code for a protein of 248 amino acids. The record is from RefSeq and is a predicted model, not a curated record. Lineage: Eukaryota; Fungi; Ascomycota; Eurotiomycetes; Eurotiales; Aspergillaceae. Gene Ontology annotation, biological process: U4 snRNA 3'-end processing; nuclear mRNA surveillance; poly(A)-dependent snoRNA 3'-end processing. The transcript is spliced from 2 exons. Gene Ontology annotation, cellular component: nuclear exosome (RNase complex); nucleolus; cytoplasmic exosome (RNase complex).
AUGGUGGCACCGACUGCCUCUCUCACUCCCCUCUCCCGUGCCGACGGUUCGGCCUCGUACCAGUGCCCCGCGACCGGUGCUAAUAUCCUGGGGUCGGUAAAUGCACCGGUUGAGCUUCCGGGUCGCCGAGAUGCUCUGAAACCCGAAGAAGCUACCGUGGAGGUUUUCGUGAAGCCGGGUACGGCACCGGGCGGGGUGGGCGAGCGCUAUGUUGAGGGGAUCAUCAAAACCAUGUUGGGACGGGUGAUCCUGGGUCGUGAGAAGGGUUACGCGAGACGGGGCGUUGUCCUCACGCUGGCGAUAGUGGGAGGAGAUAGCGUGGGAAGGGGUGAUUCGUAUUUGACAUUGCUCCCGGCCCUAUUGCAAACGUCCCUCCUCGCCCUUCUGUCGGCCGCAGUUCCGUUGUCGAUGACAUUUUCUGCAACAGUUCUCGGAGUGAACCCGUCCGGCGACCUGAUUCGUGACCCGUCGGUGAAGGAAGCGGCUGUCGCAACCUCCCUACAUGCCCUUGCCUUCACGUCGAAAGGGCAUUUGCUGUUGAACGAGAGUCAGGGCGCGUUCGAUUUUGACACGUGGGAACGGGUGCGCCGGCGUGCGGCAGCCAUCUGCCACGGAACUAUGGCGACCACCGAUGGAGAUGUUGCAAUGGUCGAGGACGUGGAUGGACAGCCUCUGGAAGGCACUGUACGGGAGCUGGUGGAGGAGAAGUUCCAUCAAGACUACGCCUGGAAGAUCGACGCGGCAUGA